GUAGAAAUGGGCUCUCGACCACAGAUUGGACGGACAGUGAAUCUGUCUCUAAUCCUGUCUACUUCACUCUACUGUGCCUCUACUGACCAGUGUGUGUGCAGGCGUCUACUGUUGUCAGCUGUGAGAUGUGUGUCUCCGAGAGGCUUCCCUCCCUCCUCCUGAAGGCCACCCCUGCUGAGUGUCUGCGGCUGUGCUACCUGCUCAAGAUGUCCCGCUCCCAUGGAGGCACCUGGGUCGACAGCCACAGCCCAAGUGAGAGACCUGAAGCUCACCUUUGGUUUUCAGGACUUGCUAUCCUGGCUUGUGAAAGCCUAAUGAUUUGAAAGUGGGUGCAACCUGAUUUGGUUAUGAUCUUAGGUUCACGUUGAUCUUCGGGAAUCUUAGGUUCCUCCUUAUCUUAGGUGAUCUUAGGUUUACGCUGAAUUUAGAUUUGCUGCGCAUCCUGACAUAUCCUUUUCAAACCUCAACAUCCUGUUUUCUAUUCACCAUAACUUCCACUCUCUGUGGUUGAAAAUGUCCAUCUCAGAUCUGGGAGAGAACUACAUCAUCCUGGUGUUUAAGGAUUCGCUACCACAACAGGACAAAGUCCUGCUGAAGGUUAUCUUAACAGAGAUCGGGAGAGCAAAACAGGUGGAUGACUUUAUAGGCGAGAUUACGUUUGAAGAAGCCAAUAAGGUACUAAUGCAUGGCAAGAAAGCUUCCUCUAAGGACCAGAGCUGCACUUCCCAGUCUCUGCUGCCAGACUGUCACGUCUCCUUGCCAAAGGUUUCCGCCACUGCACGGUUCCCCCCACAGUUUCAUCCUAAAACAUUUCAGCAGAUGUUUUUGGACACCUUUUCGACACAAACUCGGCCUGUUUCAGUAGCUCAGCAGAAGGACUCCAAAGGGGUUUCCCACCCACUAAAGAAAAAGGCACCUGAACGUUGUUUGCGCUCCAAUACACCAGCAUCCUCCCCAACAUGCCUUUCUGACGGCCAUGACGUAAACAAUGACGUAGUGGAGGUCCUUCCAGUCUUCUCUGACCCUGUCCAGAGGUUGAUCCUGUACCCCCCUCCUCCAGCCAGAGGGGGCAUAUCUGUCACCAACGAAGACCUUCACUGUCUUAACCAAGGAGAGUUCCUCAAUGAUGUCAUCAUUGACUUUUACCUGAAGUACCUGAUGUUGAAAGAGGAGAACGCGAAGAGCAGCCACGUGUUCAGCUCCUUCUUUUACAAGAGACUGACUCAGACAGAGCAGGGACAAGCCCAGGCACCGGAGAAUCUACUCGAAAGGAAGUUGAGACACAGUCGAGUGAGAACCUGGACCAGAAAUGUGGACCUCUUCCAGAAGGAUUUCAUUUUUGUCCCCAUCAAUGAAUCUGCCCACUGGUUCCUGGCAGUCAUCUGCUUCCCAGACUUGGCGGGUGCCCAAUCUGACCUUGGGCCUCCCAGCCCCUCACCUCUCUCUUCAGCCUCCCCUCAAUGGCCCAGCCCCGAGCCUCUCUCCACCUUCCAACAGGAGGAAGAUGAGGAGGAGCCCAGCUGUCUAGAUCAGGGCUUCCUGUCAAGUUUCACCCCUCCAGGCCCCAACCCAAUGUCUCUGUUCUUUCGCCCUAGCUCCAGCCCUGGCUCUUUUCCUGAGGGUGACUUGACAAUAGGGUUUAGGCUGAGGUUGUGUUCAGACCUGCAGGAGAAAGAGAUGAGGACAGGUGUGAGAGAGUUCGGUGUGAACUCCUACAUGCUGAACCCUGGACAGAAGGCUGGUCAGACAGAUCGAAAUCAUGACUUUUUUGAUGUCACCCCCAAAGCUGCAACGCAUAGACUACCCUGCAUCCUAAUAAUGGAUUCCCUCAGUGGCAAUGGCAGAUUGGAUGUUGUGAAGAUCCUGCAAGAGUACUUAGAGGUGGAAUGGGAGCUGAGAAAGGGGACUAAGAGAAGGUUCAGCAGAGACACCAUGAGAGGUUCCAACCCUCGUGUUCCUCAGCAGGACAACUACAGUGACUGUGGAGUCUACCUGCUCCAGUACGUGGAGAGCUUCUUCCAGAAUCCACCACAGAGUUUUGAGCAGCCCAUGGACUUAAGGAAAUGGUUUCCACUAAAACUAGUGAAGAGAAAGCGAGCAGAAAUCAAGGAACUCAUUGUCAAAAUUCACCAGCAGCAGGAAAGAGAGUGGAGUGAUGGCUAAUCACCACAAGAGGGACACCUUUCCUUGUUUAAAAUGAACAGCACUUUGUUUACAUGACACGAAUGGGCAGUUAUUAACUUGAGUUAAUCUUGUAGUACUUUUCUCUGAUUUGUAUUCUGCCAUAGUACACUUGUCCAUUUUGUGUAUGCCUUUUCCUUUAAUGGUAGCACUUGUUAAAUAUGUUCACUGUUAAGGUUUUUAUAAUUGGCAGUUUACUUGCCUUGGCUGGAGAUGACCUAUGACCCUAAGUUGUUACCUUUAAAAUUAAUUAAAUGAAAAGAAC
Hypomesus transpacificus is the source of this 2446-nucleotide messenger RNA. Its product is annotated as sentrin-specific protease 6-like. NCBI's taxonomy places the organism in Eukaryota, Metazoa, Chordata, Actinopteri, Osmeriformes, Osmeridae. Gene Ontology annotation, biological process: protein desumoylation. Gene Ontology annotation, molecular function: SUMO-specific endopeptidase activity. The record is from RefSeq and is a predicted model, not a curated record. Bases 514 to 2163 code for a protein of 549 amino acids. The transcript is spliced from 9 exons. Gene Ontology annotation, cellular component: nucleus; cytoplasm.